Molecule: messenger RNA, 716 nt
Organism: Branchiostoma belcheri (Belcher's lancelet)
Lineage: Eukaryota; Metazoa; Chordata; Leptocardii; Amphioxiformes; Branchiostomatidae
Product: WAP four-disulfide core domain protein 3-like
Exons: 4
Coding region: 56-595 (179 amino acids)
Cellular component (GO): extracellular region
Molecular function (GO): peptidase inhibitor activity
Source: RefSeq, a predicted model, not a curated record
AUAUAUAAGAAGUGCCAGUCACCAACGAUAACCACCUAUCUGCCGAACGUGCAACAUGAAGGCUCUCCUGUUCCUCGCUGUAACCGUGUGUGUGCUCGGGGCGGCUUCCUGCUGUUUCCCGUGGUUGACUGAACCGGCCCCAACCCAGGCACCGACACCCACCCCGUGUCCUCCCGGAGUGAACCAAGUGAACUGUUUGACAGACCCAUGUGUGUUGGCCACGUGUCCGCCAUACCCGAGCGCUACGUGCAAGGCUGACUACUGCGGAGGCUGCAACGCUUUCUUCUACGACAGCAAUGACAAUAAAGUAAACUGCGAUGACCCGUACUGUCCGAAUGGAGGUCAAUACCUGUCCAUCAACUGUGGGCGGGGCGUAGGACGACGGGACUGCCCGUCUACUCACUCCUGCCAGGUUCACCCUGCGGACCGCUGGGCUGUGUGCUGUCCCAACACUGUUGCUGGUGAAUGUCCGGACACCACCGGGAUGUUUGGUAUCUGCGUGGAGGCUUGCAGCAGUGACGCCGAAUGUUCCGGGGGACAGAAGUGCUGUUCUAACGGCUGCGGACAUGUCUGUAUGGCCGUGACCAAGGGCUAGAGUCAGACCACAGCAGGCUUGACUGUGUCCCUAGGCCUGUCAUUACCUUCGCCAAGAAGGUUAUGUUUUCAGUAGCGUUUGUCUCUGUGUUUGUGUGUUUGUGUGUGUGUGUGUUUGUGUG